Aspergillus luchuensis is the source of this 612-nucleotide messenger RNA. It is a transcript of the gene pst2, whose product is annotated as putative NADH-quinone oxidoreductase Pst2. NCBI's taxonomy places the organism in Eukaryota, Fungi, Ascomycota, Eurotiomycetes, Eurotiales, Aspergillaceae. Gene Ontology annotation, molecular function: NAD(P)H dehydrogenase (quinone) activity; FMN binding. The record is from RefSeq and is a predicted model, not a curated record. The transcript is spliced from 4 exons. The coding region runs from base 1 to 612 and encodes 203 amino acids.
AUGGCUCCCAAGAUCGCUAUCGUCUUCUACUCCAUGUACGGCCACAUCCUCAAGCUGGCCGAGGCUGAGAAGAAGGGUAUUGAGGCUGCUGGCGGUUCCGCCGACAUCUUCCAAAUCGCCGAGACCCUCUCCGACGAUGUUCUGGCUAAGAUGCACGCUCCCCCCAAGUCCAGCUACCCCAUUGCUGAGGCCAACACCCUCCUUGAGUACGACGCCGUUCUCUUCGGUAUCCCCACUCGCUACGGUAACUUCCCCGCUCAGUGGAAGGCCUUCUGGGACCGCACUGGUGGUAUCUGGGCCUCCGGUGGCUACUGGGGCAAGUACGCUGGUCUCUUCGUUUCCACCGGUACCCAGGGUGGUGGUCAGGAGUCCACCUGCCUUGCUGCCAUGAGCACCCUCGCCCACCACGGUUUCGUCUACGUUCCUCUCGGCUACAAGACCGUCUUCGCCCAGCUGUCCAACCUCAACGAGGUUCACGGUGGUAGCGCCUGGGGUGCUGGUACCUUUGCUGGUGCCGACGGCUCCCGCCAGCCCAGCGCUCUCGAGAUCGAGGUUGCUGAGGCCCAGGGCAAGGCCUUCUACGAGCACGUUGCUGCCCACAACUUCGCUUGA